CACAACUUUGGUUUGGAUCUCUAACCUCAACUAAUCCCACGACGCGCCCGAGUGAUCUUCUUUCUGAUGCUCGGUGCGCAUGUAUGGAAACGAGCAAAUUCCAUUCGGACCUUGCCCAUUGCUCGUUUCGCGCUCUCCCGUUCGGUCACCACGGCCCUCGGCUCGACCGAUUCGAUCAGCACGCAAAGCAGCUCUGAGCAACGACCAGUGGCGCCGAGCGGAGCUACGGAGUCCGUGUCUAGACUUCCUCUUGAAUCUCCCGGCGGCGCAUUAGAACCCUCCUCUUCUGGCCACACGAGGCCGCCCUCAGCAAGAUGGUGGCUCUGCUCGUCCCUCCAGUCCAUCCAGGCAACACAUCCCCACUAUCAGGAGAUAUUCAUUCCCUCUCGCCUUCUCCUCGAUGCGCUACUGGUCCCACUAAACAGCCGCGGCGGGGCGAUAAUGGCCGACGAUCUGGCCAACGCAGUCGAGCGCGAGAACCCGGAGUAUAGGAAUGCGCGUGUGACGCUCGCGCAGCGUCUCCUUAAGGACGGCGACCGGCUGUUGACUCUUGGUGAAGUUGAGAACGCUAUAGGCACGAAGAACAACUUCGUGUGGACGACGAUCUGGGCGCUUCUGCAGAAGUACAAGAGCCCGGGAUUAGAAAGCCUCACAGAGGAGGAAAUCUCGCGCGAGCUCUUCGACCGGUUACCAAGUCUGGGAAUCAAUAAGGCGCACGCACUCGCAUAUAGUGGACAUCGGACGCUGGAGGACUUGUUGGAAGAACCGCGGGUCAAGCCAAAAGUCAAGAACUUCAUCAAGCUUCUGAAAGUACAGGACCGUGCCAUUUCGCGCGCCGAGGUAGAAGAAUACCGAGAACGGCUAGGCCAGGCCCUCAGCAGCGCCGACACAAAGUACAACUUUGAACUGGUCGGGGCAUACCGCCGCGGUGCUGCGUACUCGCAGUCGAUCAACGUGCUUGUGUGGCACGACGCAUUUGAGCGUCCAGAGCAGGAGUCGGGCAUCCGGGACCUUUAUCGCACUCUUGAGAAAGAGGGGAUCUUCCGGCUAGACAAUAUGCUCAUGAGCGGGCCGAAUUCCCCCCCAACACACGUGCAGAUGGGAGGAUUUAGCUCGCUCGGAGAGGACCGUCCCCUUCGCCAUCUGGAAAUACGGAUCGUGCCCAUGGAGAGUGUCCCGUACCGACUGUUUUGGGACACUGGUGCGGAAUGGCUUGUGAGGCACAUGGUUUUGGAGGCGCGGAAGCGCGGCCUCAAGCUUUGGCCCGGCGGCAUGCAGCCACUUGGACAAGGGCGUCCCCCCAAGACGGCGAUUCUUGUGGACGACGAACGCGAGCUCUUCCAGCUCCUCGACGUGCCAUGGAUCGAGCCCACACAACGUGGCUACAAGAACGUACAAGCGACGCUGCCCAAACUGCGCGCAUGGUCGUCCGCGUCCCGCCCAUCAUCCGACUACCUCCGCCGCGUGCUCAGCCAGGCAACUGUCGUCAAGCCUGAUCGCGUGCACCCCACCAACGUGUCUGAGAUUGUCGCCGCCUCACGUCUCCCUGUCCCGAAGGAGCGGACGCACGACGUGCCUGCCUUCCCCAAGAUCGAUAUCGAGGGCGCGACCGCCGACAUUGAGAUGGUGCAGAGACGUGCCGCUGCCAGCCUCUCUCGCGGGCGCUUCGAGAAGGGGAAUCUCGCGCGUCUUCAGCGCCGGCAUCGCAAUGAUGCGUCUGUGGAUGAGUCUGGGUCGACGGAGUAGAUCAUCAGGUUGUUUUUAAGUCGUCACAGCAUAUGCAUCAUCCCCAUCACAACGGA
Cutaneotrichosporon oleaginosum is the source of this 1802-nucleotide messenger RNA. RefSeq lists its product as uncharacterized. Lineage: Eukaryota; Fungi; Basidiomycota; Tremellomycetes; Trichosporonales; Trichosporonaceae. The record is from RefSeq and is a predicted model, not a curated record. Gene Ontology annotation, biological process: base-excision repair; double-strand break repair via nonhomologous end joining. Gene Ontology annotation, molecular function: DNA binding; DNA-directed DNA polymerase activity.